AUGCCUGGUCAAAUUCCGAAAAAAGCUCUCACACGUGCUCAACGCAAAAUCAACGCCGAAAGUCAGAACAAAUGUGAUGAACUCAACCCAAACCGUCCACCAGGUUCAUAUUUGUUUACUCCAGUGAGUUUUGCUUCAGAAUUUGAAUUCAUAGGCGAGAAUUACGAGACAGAGAGUGUAGAAAAAAGGGAGAGUGUGGAGAGUUAAAGAAAUAUGUCUUCUAAAACUAAAAACAAUGUUUUUUCAGCCUCGUAAUGCUGGUGGAGCGACUACGACCGAAGGAAAUUCUCACUUUAAGCGCUUCACAUCAGGUGAAGAGUCGAAUGUGGAGGAAGUUGUGCACCCGGUGGAUGCGCCUGCAGGAGUCAAUAAUGGUGCCAAUGUUCCAAAUCAACAGCCACCAGUCGCAGCUGUAGCUCCGCAAAUCGCAGCUGAUGCUCCAAAUCCAAUUGUUGCUGUUGAUGUUGUUCGAGCCGAAGGAGUUGUGGCGGCGGGUCACCAAGCUGUUGAAGCACCGCCUUCUGUCGCAUCAUCUGCUGAUGAAACUGAGGGUGAUGAAGCAAUCGCUGAAGCUUUGGCGCAAGAAGCCCGACGCCAACGUCGUCGUAGACGCAGACGUCAAGCCCGAAGACGCCAAAAUCAAUACAACUAUGAGAGAGUGAGUUUUUUUCAUGAGCAACUCCAGACUUUGUAAAUGAAAUUGAUUUUUUCAGCCCGAGGUUUUGAUGGCCGAUCCCCAUCAGGGGGAGGUCAUCAUUGAUGAAUUCUUGCCAAUGGCGGAAGAUGCGACGCAAACUGAGGAGUCUGAAUAA
Messenger RNA from Caenorhabditis angaria, 812 nucleotides. The record is from the annotation of a GenBank genome assembly. Lineage: Eukaryota; Metazoa; Nematoda; Chromadorea; Rhabditida; Rhabditidae.